AUGGGUAGAUACAGUGUUAAAAGAUACAAAACAAAGAGAAGAACGCGGGACUUGGAUCUUAUCUAUAAUGAUUUGUCCACUCCAGAAUCUAUCAACAAGUUGAAGAACCAACCAUUGGAUGAGUAUAAACCAGGAUUGGGGCAAUAUUAUUGCAUAGAAUGUGCCAAAUAUUUUGAAAAUCAACUAAGUUUGGAUAGGCAUCAAAAAUCCAAGAUUCAUAAGCGAAGAGUUAAACUACUCAAGGAACGGCCAUAUACUCCAUUGGAAGCAGAGGCUGCGGGUGGAGUUAACAUGGAGAAAUUUAUCGAGUCUGUGGAGAAAUACAAGCAACUAGAGCAAUUCAAAGCGGCAAAUAAGGAUAUUUACGAGACAGCAAAUAACCAGAAGAAAGAUAGCUUGGAUGCAUUGAUUACGGGAGUACCAUCUGAAGAAUUCCAGAAGCAGCAGCAACAACAGCAAGAACAACAAGCAACAGGAGGGCUGAAUUCUGUGGGUGAAACUGAGACAGAGGUCAUAAUGGAGGAAUAG
This is a messenger RNA of Lodderomyces orthopsilosis Co 90-125, 528 nucleotides long. RefSeq lists its product as uncharacterized. NCBI's taxonomy places the organism in Eukaryota, Fungi, Ascomycota, Pichiomycetes, Serinales, Debaryomycetaceae. The record is from RefSeq and is a predicted model, not a curated record. The transcript has a single exon. Bases 1 to 528 code for a protein of 175 amino acids. Gene Ontology annotation, molecular function: zinc ion binding; nucleic acid binding.